GUGCGGGAGACUCACAGCGGGACCUAACGCUACCGAGUUCCCUGUUCACACUACGUCUCUCGGCCUCCUUGGAAAUAGCCGGAGCAGUUAAGAGCUCUUCGGCUCUCGCUUUGUUUGAUCGUCUUCUUUAACUCUCCCAAGCUUGCCCGCUGCUCUCGGCCUUCCUCGCAAACGAAUCGAAGCAAUCCGUUUGGGCUGGAAUUCUCUCCCUUCCCAGGUUCUGUUAUGUUCUGAACAAAUUUAUUCAUGCUAUUAGGCACAACAGUAUCAACAGCUUCAGUUUCCAGAUUAGAUAAUGGAAUACCGCUUCCACUGCACAGUUCAUCAUACAGAGCUGCAAUCUGGCAUUGAUACGAUGAAGGGUUAAAGUGUAUAAGUCAGUAUCAGUUUUUUUAUGUCUGGUUCUUCUGAUAGAAUUGUCAAAUUCUCUUUCUAAGAGGCUCAUUGUUCCUGAUCACAAGUGAAGAAAAUUGUAAUGGAUGACUUACUUAAUUCCUUCAUAUCAUCUCCAACAUGGUCAGAUAGAAAUGUCUCUUCAAAGGCAUCAUGGAAUAAUACAAGCAUAGCUCAGACAAAUGUCUUGCUUGCUGAUUCCGUGGAAUCAUAUGGAGAAGUGAAGAACCCAUCGGUUUGCAGUGUAUCUUCAAGUAAUAUUGUAGGCAAUGCAGAUGCUGAAGAUUUAAAUAUGCACGGGCAUGAAAGGACUUCUUCAAUCUUAUUAGAUGGGAAGAUAAACUAUGGAAUUCUCAAAGAUCUAUAUUCUGGUGAAAGAUUAUAUCACCAGAUUUUACAUUGUCAAACUUCGAAUUCAGUCUCACUGGAUAAUGAGACUCAGGUUACAACUUUCUCACUAGAGGGGGUCACUGAUAGUAACCCAACAUCUGCAUCAUUUGAAUCAGCAUUGCCACAUACCACACUGGCCAUAUCUAGUUCAAUUGGGAGCACCAGCAGUGAACUAUCUGCUUUUCCACUGUCUCUUGUAGAUGCCCAUUCGAUUAACUCAGUUCCAAUAGUAUGGCCUUCAUCGUACUCAAGUGUCUCUUCGUUUAUUGGACAUGGAAAUUUGCCAGCUUUCAGUUAUCAAGGACAUGAAAACCAUGAUGACAUAUUAGGCAAAAUAAGUCUGGAGAAUGGGAAGUUUCGAGAUGUUAAAGAUCAAAAUGAGCAACACAAUUUUUCUUCUUUCUCUGCGGGGCAACAGAUAAAUUUGAUCCCUAGUGCUUUGCAGCCACAGAAGGAGCAAAACGGGUUGCACUCGCCCUGUUUUCCAUCUGGAUCAUCUAUGAUGGUAUUGAGUAAAAUGGCAGGAAUGCAAAGCCCUCUACAGCCAUCAUUAUUGUCUGAAAGGCAUAAUGCCAGCCAUCAUCAGAUAAACACCUCUACUGGUGCCCAAUCCCAAGCUGUUUUCGCUAAUGCCAGUGGUUGCAAUGGAGCUGCCAAGCCACGUGCAAGAGCUCGACGUGGCCAGGCCACUGAUCCACAUAGUAUUGCAGAACGACUCCGGAGAGAAAAAAUUGCAGAAAGGAUGAAGAAUUUACAGGAGCUUGUCCCCAGUUCCAAUAAGACUGAUAAGGCAUCGAUGCUUGAUGAAAUCAUCGAGUAUGUAAAAUUCCUCCAGCUGCAAGUCAAGGUUCUAAGCAUGAGCAGGCUGGGUGCAACUGGAGCAGUUGUUCCCCUACUGACAGAUACUCAAACUGAGGGCUCCGGCAGUCUGCUUCUAUGGUCAUCGUCGGUUGGGCAAGGAGGCUCUGAUAUAUCCGAGUCAGGGGACAGCUUAGCAUUUGAAAAGGAAGUAGUGAAGCUAAUGGAAACUAAUGUCACCACUGCCAUGCAGUACCUUCAACACAAAGGGCUCUGCCUCAUGCCGAUUGCACUUGCCACCGCAAUAUCAACUCAGAAAGGCUCCUCCUCCACUUCUACCCCACCAGAUUGAAGAAAACCCGUAAUGAGCCACAGUUCCAUGGACGGCAGGAGUUGCCAUGACCAUGAUUGCAACACUGGCUGCAAUGGUUCCAUCGUUAAACAGGAAGCUCACCAAGCCAAUGACAAGUCAAGAGAGCCAGCUGACGUGCUAUGUUCUCCCUUUCUUUUCUUCUAAUUUGUUUGCUGGUAGAGAUUUCAGUUUGCUGAUCAAAGUGUUAUUGGUUGUUCUAAGUUACUACUGACUGAUGUAUUAGACUUUCUUGUUGAGGAUGUUACAAGUUUUAUUCAUAUACAUACAUGUUCUUA
This is a messenger RNA of Musa acuminata AAA Group (dessert banana), 2229 nucleotides long. RefSeq names its product transcription factor bHLH68. Gene Ontology annotation, cellular component: nucleus. Gene Ontology annotation, molecular function: RNA polymerase II cis-regulatory region sequence-specific DNA binding; DNA-binding transcription factor activity, RNA polymerase II-specific; protein dimerization activity. The coding region runs from base 476 to 1933 and encodes 485 amino acids. The transcript has 9 exons. The record is from RefSeq and is a predicted model, not a curated record. Gene Ontology annotation, biological process: regulation of transcription by RNA polymerase II. NCBI's taxonomy places the organism in Eukaryota, Viridiplantae, Streptophyta, Magnoliopsida, Zingiberales, Musaceae.